CGGUCGCACCGGGCAUGCUCAGUGGCGCGGCCGGCUGGGUGGCCCGCGAGCUGCACCCGGAUCUGCUCGGCGGCGGCGGCGGCGGCGGCGACGUGAGCGCGCAGGGGGGCGGCGGCCUCGCCUCGUCUCACUCUCUGCGUCUGGGUCGGGUGGGUGACGCCGAGCGCCAGAGAGAUGUCGGAUUUCGACAGUAACCCGUUUGCCGACCCGGAUCUCAACAAUCCCUUCAAGGAUCCAUCAGUUACACAAGUGACAAGAAAUGUUCCACCAGGACUUGAUGAAUAUAAUCCAUUCUCGGAUUCUAGAACACCUCCACCAGGCAGCGUGAAGAUGCCUAAUGUACCCAAUACACAACCAGCAAUAAUGAAACCAACAGAGGAACAUCCAGCUUAUACACAGAUUGCAAAGGAACAUGCAUUGGCCCAAGCUGAACUUCUUAAGCGCCAGGAAGAGCUAGAAAGAAAAGCUGCAGAAUUAGAUCGCCGGGAACGAGAAAUGCAAAACCUCAGUCAACAUGGUAGAAAAAAUAAUUGGCCACCUCUUCCUAGCAAUUUUCCUGUGGGACCUUGUUUCUAUCAGGAUUUUUCUGUAGACAUUCCUGUAGAAUUCCAAAAGACAGUAAAGCUUAUGUACUACUUGUGGAUGUUCCAUGCAGUAACACUGUUUCUAAAUAUCUUCGGAUGCUUGGCUUGGUUUUGUGUUGAUUCUACAAGAGCGGUUGAUUUUGGAUUGAGCAUCCUGUGGUUCUUGCUUUUUACUCCUUGUUCAUUUGUCUGUUGGUACAGACCACUUUAUGGAGCUUUCAGGAGUGACAGUUUAUUCAGAUUUUUUUUUUUUUUUUUCGUCUAUAUUUGUCAGUUUGCUGUACAUGUACUUCAGGCUGCAGGAUUUCAAAAUUGGGGCAAUUGUGGUUGGAUUUCAUCCCUUACUGGUCUCAACAAAAGUAUUCCCGUUGGAAUCAUGAUGAUAAUCAUAGCAGCACUUUUCACAGCAUCAGCAGUCAUCUCACUAGUUAUGUUUAAAAAAGUACAUGGACUAUAUCGCACAACAGGUGCUAGCUUUGAGAAGGCCCAACAAGAGUUUGCAACAGGUGUGAUGUCCAACAAAACUGUCCAGACUGCAGCUGCGAAUGCAGCUUCAACUGCAGCAACUAGUGCAGCUCAGAAUGCUUUCAAGGGUAACCAGAUUUAAGAAUCUUCAAACAAUACACUGUUACCUUUUGACUGUACUUUUUUCUCCAGUUACUGUAUUCUACAAAUAUUUUUAUGUUCAAAACACACAGUACAGACAGCAUGGAUAUUUCCUGUUCACUUGUGCAUGGGCUAAAACCAGGAAAACUUCCUUGUCUUAUUACUUUACCUAAUAGUUUCUUAAUAUUUCAGUGCCCCUUGCAGAAAAAAAUAUGACAUGCUAAAUAUUCUCCAUAUUUUUUGGGGGAUGACGUUCAGUGAAUUAUUUCAGUGGUGACCCACUGAAAUUAAUAAUGGUACUUAUGAUUAAAAUGCAUUUAAUACUAACUGCAGUAGUUCUUUCAAGAAUCUUUAGAGAUAAGGAUUGCACAUUGGAAAAGUAAAGCUAUGUUUUAUUCCCUUUUCCCUAUUUAUAUUGAAAGAAAUAGGCCAGCAGAGACUUAGGGAUUUUAAAUUGGCUUGCUUUUUAGCUGUUUCAGUCACCAGUGAAGAGCCUAUGUGCAUUUUGUAGUAGAUAAUGUAAAAUUUAUCAUCUUUUUCUUUUUUUUUUUGGAGUAGUUGAUAUUUUGAUAACAAUCUCUGAUUUGCAUGGGUACCACAUUUCUGAUAUUAAAAGAAUUAGUAUUUUGGCUUCUGUACUGCUAUGGUUGUAGGAUUCAGGGGUUAAUGGAAUCACAGAUGUGAUUCGCUGUAAGAGUUUCUUUUAAAUAAAAAGUUUGGGGGUGCAAUAUAAGAAUUUAACAUAAUAUGCAGUGCAUUAUCCAAAAGAGAAGGUAGUUAAUGCAAUAGAAUGUAGCGGUAAUAAUUCCUUUUUAAAAAAAAAAAAAAAUAUUCAGUAUUCAUAUAGUGACAUUUUGCUAUAUGAAAAACUUUGGUAUAUUCUGUGGUUACAACUAAGAUUGUGUCUGGCAGUUCUUUUUUGGGGAUAUGUGUGUGUGUGAUUUUUAACAGAGGUAUUAAAUGCUAGCCUAACCCUUGUCUAAAAAUAAUGUACGUAUAUAAGGGAUUUUUCUUUUAGUUUUUCAUCUCCAGUCUCAUUAAAAACAAAAAGGCCCUGGCAUUUUUUUCAUAUAUUUCAAUCCCUAAAUGCACCUGUUUGAGACAGACUGAAUACAUCUAAAAUUUCCAGCAAUAGAAAAAAAAAUUUAAGUUGCACCAAGCAAGAAAAUUAUAAAUACAGUUAAAUGCAUUAAGAUAAUCAUGUUAAAAUUGUUACUGUGCAGCACAGAACUUCAUUCUUACAGUAUUCUUGGGUUAAACUUUGAAUCAACUUUAAUACUGAUUAAAUGACUCAAAGACAUUUGUAAGUCAUGCUACUGUGUUUUGAAAGCCUUUAGCUAAUUUAAGAUUGCAGAAUGAUAGGUAGUGAUUAUUCAAUUAGAUUUUAAGUAAGGAUUGUGAUAUUAGAGGCUGGAAAUUCAUAUUUAAAAAAAAUCAGAUAGGCAUAAAUAGUUAACUCACUUUCAUUCUCCCCAAAUCUGGAGUUACAGAAGAAGUUUUAUGCUAGAGGUGGGAUGCCAAGUUCUCACUAUCCAUGAAGCAGCGCUGCGUGUUACUAGGUAAUGUAGAGCCAUCCAGAUGGUGUUUACGUUUGAUUUAUUUGGGACCUUAUUGACAUUAGGUAUACUUGGAAGACAUUUCUUUUAUUCUUCAGAGUAUGAAUUUAAAGCUGUUUUUGUAAAUAUUUCUAAUCAGCGAUGAUUUCUACCUGCAUUUUCAAUCAACUUAGCCAGUUUGUUUUUCAGAACCUGUAGUCUUACUGGAAUUCUGUUUUAUCAGUGUGCUUUAUAGAGUAUAGAUUUUGCAUACAUUCAAAACAUUAACCAUAAAAUACAGCAAGAACACCUAUAUUCACCAUUAACUUAUAUCCCAAGUCCAUUUUUUUCUAUACCCUACAAACAAAAGAUAAAUGAGAGACUUUUGAAAAAUGCUGAAAUACUUUCCUUCAGAAUUGGAAUGUUUCUAUUAUGUAGAAAUCCCCAAAGGUAGCUUUAUUAAAUAGCAAAGAAUAAUUAGAACCCACAGUGUCUUUUUUGGUGUGAAUGGGAAAAAUGUUUUAAAAUUCAGUUAUUUAAUACAAGUUUGAGAGAGAAAAUUGUUUUUUAAAAAAAUACAUGUGCAUUGAAAUGAUGGCAAUGCUUAUAGUACGAUCAAGUAUGAACGGAGCUUUAAAUUCUUAUAUUUACUCUUCUCUCUCAGUAAAUUGUUAAAUUUUCAUUCAGCGAAAGAUUGGCAUUUGUUAAUGUUUUAUAUUUAAUACUAAAAUCACAGUUAUGAAAUCAUAGUCAUAAAAUGGUCUUCACAUAGUAGUCGUCUGUGUCAUUUUUCAGUUUGUAAUAUUCUGGCUGUUUUAUUUCAAACUAAAGCUUGAACACUGGGAAAUCAUUGCUCAGUGAUUUGUAAUUUGGGACUUGGAUUAUUUAUCUUGAGAUGUUUGUAUAUUUUGUCAGUAACUAAUAUUGCGCUGCCAUCAUGGUGACUGUCAUGGUUCUACAGAAAUGCCCUCCAUGUGUCCCUCUAAUGUUGCAUGUUUCAGUGGGUUGGAAGUUUUGUAUAUUUAUUGUAUUAACACAGAGUGUCAUAAAAUAAAAUGCUGUUUACUGGAUGUUUGUUUGUAUAAUUUUGAACACUAUAAUAGCAAUUCAAAGACAGACAUUGUUAAAGGUUUGAUGUAUAUAGAAAUUCCAUGUUUGAUUUUUAAAAAUCUGUGUGUAAGUCUGUCAUGUGCUAAACAAAAUAAUAUGAAAGACUUAAGUUAAAAACUCUAAGCAACAUAAAAUGACAGUUUUUCUGUUGCAUUAGACCUUUACAGGUGUUAGAACACGAGCUUCAUUUGUAUUAAAUAUUUUGGCCCCUUUAAGGUCAAAUUACAGAUAAUCUAGAAGUUAGAUUAAAAAUGAAAAACCUAUUCGUGGCUCAGAUUUUUUAUUGUGGAUUAAAAAUGAGUGUCUGUGUACUAGUAUUGUGUUUAUUCAAUUGAACUUGUAUUCUGAUUUUUAACCUUGCUACUUAUUGCUGUUCUAUGCACUGAUGAAAGUACCUAUUUGUGUUUUAUUGGAUUUUCACUUGGUUAGCUAAAGAAUAUGUAAAAAUACAAUCUAAAAUAAUGUUCAUGGUGAAUCUUAUUUUGAGAAAUAUAUGUUAAAAAAGGAACAGUAUUCUUUAUUUUCUGGGUGUUAUAUUUUAAAAAGUGAGUUUGAAUUUUUAUACCUAGUUUACUAGGAAAAUAUUUUAUUCUACAGUUCUUAAGAUAAUGUAUUGUUUGCAUUUAAAGGGGAUUUAUGUUAGGUUAAUUAGUUGUUUCUGUAAAUCAUUUGUAAUAGCAUAAUGCUUUUUACUCAUUACUGUAUCUUUUUCUGAAAACAUUGUUGUUAAUAUCUAAUUCCGUAUCCUUAUUGGUACAAAUCUGUGUUUAGCAUGACUGUUUAUAUAUAGAAUUUGUUACAUUGUGAGCAUUUUUCCCUGGUUAUAUAUACCUUAGAAUUAUCAUGGCUGACAUACACCAUUUCACUAUAUCUCCUUUCAUUUUUUCCUUAAGAAAAAUGUUUAGAGGAAUUUGUUCAUUUCAUGUAAUUAAGCCCUUUAGAGGUGAAAUUAGAGUAGUUAAUUUAAAAAUAAUUGAGGAUGGUUAAAAAUAGAAAACACCUUACUCUGAUACAUUUUAAAGUACAAUAGUAUACAUUUAUUUAGAGUAGAAUAACAUGUUUAAAACAUGAGUUUUAAAUACUUUUUUAUUAAUCUAAAAAGUUUUAGCUCACUUAUUAAGUAUUAGAGAAAGUGAAGUAUUUUGGCUAGAAUUUUAGGGCACAUUUUAUAAAGCAGCAUGCCUAUAAUAUUGGUGGGUAUUUUUAAAUUUUUAGGGCUUUAUUACAGUAUGUAGAGAGCUAGAAAUAAAUCUCUAGAAACUUUCUAAGCCAGAUAUUGCCACUAAUCUAUCUUACAUUAGCAGAUAUCUCUUAUUUGAAGAUUGUAGGAAAAUCUGUUCUCCAGUUUUCUCACCCCUCCUGUGGGUUUUAUAUUUACAAUUUAACUUUGGGGCUUGGGUCAAGCAUUUAAUGUAUAGAAUUUUCAUUAAUGUUGGCCAAGUUUCAAAUGGCAAAGGAACAUGGGAACCAACAUGUGGCAAUGCAGUGAGUGUUAAACUUUGUGUUUGUCCAGAUCCUGAUUUAUUUUUUGGUUCAUAUCUUUCUGGGCUUGACAUGGCUGAUGGUAUAGCUGAAACUCUCCUAACACUAAAAGUCAUUUUAAUCUUUUCUCUAAUAGGUGCAGAAAAUAGUUAAUCACCCACCUAGUAAUGUAAGAUUACUCUGAAUAUUAUCUUCCAUAUGUUAAAACAGUUCUAGUUUGUAGAAUCCUACCAUGCAAGUUUUAUUUUUAAACUCCAGUUAUUUUCAGUGAGUACUUAAAUAUAAUUCAGAAUGCCUCCGCAACUUUUAAUAUUUUCUGUGCCAGUGAUUCUCAGGAUAAAUCAUGGUUGUAGUAGUUGUUACUAUUGGCAAUUUGUAGUAGUAUUCAGAUAUUUUGAGGAUGGGGAAAACACCAAAACUCAGUGUCUUUUAUCUGGUCAUCACAGUGGUAUCUACAGUAUUCUAGUCUCCUACACAAAAACUGAACCCACUGGGCAUAUGCAUCCCUCACACUUUCUUUUUCUAGUAUAAAAGCAAUACAUACGUGUUGUAGAACAAUUAAAAAUUCAGAAAGUGAUAAAUGAGAAAAUAAAAAUAAAUCCUUAAUUGUGUCA
Molecule: messenger RNA, 5931 nt
Organism: Cebus imitator (Panamanian white-faced capuchin)
Lineage: Eukaryota; Metazoa; Chordata; Mammalia; Primates; Cebidae
Gene: SCAMP1
Product: secretory carrier membrane protein 1
Exons: 9
Coding region: 175-1191 (338 amino acids)
Biological process (GO): protein transport
Cellular component (GO): trans-Golgi network membrane; recycling endosome membrane
Source: RefSeq, a predicted model, not a curated record